This is a messenger RNA of Pararge aegeria (speckled wood butterfly), 1298 nucleotides long. RefSeq names its product thioredoxin domain-containing protein 9. Gene Ontology annotation, cellular component: cytoplasm. The transcript has 6 exons. Lineage: Eukaryota; Metazoa; Arthropoda; Insecta; Lepidoptera; Nymphalidae. Gene Ontology annotation, biological process: microtubule cytoskeleton organization. The coding region runs from base 189 to 824 and encodes 211 amino acids. The record is from RefSeq and is a predicted model, not a curated record.
CAUUGAAAAAAAAAGAAAGCACGAAAAUUUGUCAACAGUGGGGGAGCAUCUCUUUUGUUUUAUGAAUUUAAAAAGAAAGUAAAACAAAUUUUAACGUAAUUUCAACAGAAAAGUAGUAAUAACCAGCGUCGUAAUCAUCUAGUGCUCGUAGCUGCUUCGUACAAACACUGUAACAUCCAGAAGUGGGUAUGGAGCAAGUGCUGCAGCAAGUGGCACAGACGGUGGAGAAGCAGCUGGACAAUGAACUGGAAAAGCUGGACGCGUUGGACAGCAGCGACCUGGAAGUGCUCCGCCAGCAGCGCAUCGCGGAGAUGAAACUGCGCGCCCGCAAGAAACAGGAGUGGCUCGCCAUGGGCCACGGUGAAUACACAGAGCUGGCAGACGAAAAAGAGUUCUUCACUGUGUGCAAUAAGAGUGAUAAUGUCGUGUGCCACUUCUACCGCGACGACGCGCCCCGGUGUCGCAUCGUUGACAAGCACCUCAAGAUCCUGGCCGCGAAACACGUGGAGACGAGGAUCGUGAAGCUCAAUGUGGAGCGAGCGCCGUUCCUUACAGCUCGACUGAAGGUGCGUGUGCUGCCCACUAUUGGGCUUGUGAAGUCCAACAAAACGACGGACUUCAUAGUGGGCUUCACGGAGCUGGGCAACCGGGACGACUUCAGCACUGAAAUGCUCGAGUGGAGGAUAGCCAGAGCUCAGGUUGUGGAGUACUCGGGCGACCUGACAGUGCCGCCUACGGAGGGGAAGAAACGCGUGCUACAGGUCCAGGGCAAGAGGAACAUUCGCGGACGGAACGACAGCGACUCCGACCUGGACAGCGAUUAACACUAAUAAAUAACUCAUCAUCCUUGUUAACUUUGCAGAAAUCCAUGAUAUACCAUGAAAAUUAAGCUUAAUUUGCUAUACUCCGCGAAAAGCAGGAGAAUCUGUAUGGUGUAAUUUAUAAUUUCCUCAGAUGUUGACUGAAUAAGGAAUAAUUGUUCAAUCAAACAAUCGAUUUUUAUUUUGCUUGAAUAUUACACAUGCAACAUGUUUACAUAGGUGUUAAUUAUUUUUUAUAAAUAUCAAAUAUCCUGCCAAAAUUGGCUUGCAAAAAUUUGUCGUAAAUACACAAAAAAAGAAGGAAAUGAAAAUAAAAGAUUAAAUAAAAUAUUAAUACUUAAAAAAUAAAGUGAAUUCAUGAAUGUCUAUAAUUGUUACAAUUUUUCAUUAGGGGCCAUCCAUAAAGUACGUCACACGAAUUUUAGGACUUUUGAACCCCUCCCCCCGUCCUUGUCACAGGUUGUCACAUUUUUAUAA